GAUAGCUUUGAAGUUGGCGUGUUGAUAUGGCGGAAGACUGCAUCCAGCAGAAAGGAUUCGCAUCCAACGACAGGGAUGAUUUUCACAAUAAGAUACUGGAUCUGUCUCACAACGAUUUAGACGGAUCGAGUCUAGAAGACAUCCUUUCCACGUGCGAGCAGAACGAAUGUAGGAACAAGUCAUACAUUUAUUUGCAUCACAAUCGUCUAAGAUACCUCCCUUCGUAUAUAACAAUGUUUAAGAAUCUUCGACUAUUAGAUUUGAGUUAUAAUAACCUGAACGUUAUUCCUGAUGGAAUACUCGAACUUGCCAGUCUCAACACACUUCUCCUUCGCAGUAAUAUGUUAGACGAGAUGUCAUUACCGAAGAAUUUCGGUGAUUUAACAACAUUAGAAGUAUUAAAUUUAAGUGGUAAUAACUUUAAGGUCCUCCCUCCGCAGAUAUUUGAUUUGAGAGAAUUGAGAUCGCUCUACGUUGGUGGAAAUCAGAUAGAACAAAUCCCUGGAGAUAUUAAAAGAUUGGAAAGAUUAGAAGUUCUAUACCUGGGAGGAAAUCAGUUAACAGAAAUUCCAGCAGAUGUAGGCCAAUUACAAUAUUUACAAGCUUUAGUAUUAUGUGAAAAUAAAUUAAGAAGUUUACCCUCAACCAUAUCAUGUUUAAGACGUCUUCGUUCGUUAGCUCUUCAUAAAAACUUUUUAACUACUCUUCCACCUGAAAUAGUAACAUUACGAGGAUUAAUUGAGUUAAGUUUGCGUGAUAACCCCUUAGUUGUGAGAUUUGUGAAAGACAUGACCUAUACUCCACCAUCUCUGAGAGAAUUAGCAGCAAGAUGCAUCAAAAUUUCCAAAAUUCCUUAUGGUCAACAUGAUUUACCAGCUAAUCUGAGAACAUUUUUAAAUAGUGCACAACGAUGUGUUAAUCCUAGAUGUAAAGGUGUAUAUUUCGACACAAGAGUAGAACACAUCAAAUUUGUUGAUUUUUGUGGAAAGUAUCGUUUACCUCUGUUGGAAUACCUUUGCUCCCCUCUAUGCCACACAAGUCCAGCAUUUACGUAUAGUAGUUCUGAUCCAGAAUCCUCUGAUGAAGAAAGUACUGUUCCCGCUAGUAAACUCAAGAGAGUUUUAUUGGGUUGAGAGUCUAUAAAUUUUAACUGUGAUUUAAACUAAAAAGUUUAUAAAAAUUUAAAUACUGUUUUAGAAGUUUAUAUAUAAUGUUCAAAAUAUUGUUUGUUAAAGUGUUUAAAAAUCAAUUUUAAGAAAGAA
This is a messenger RNA of Centruroides sculpturatus (bark scorpion), 1262 nucleotides long. Its product is annotated as leucine-rich repeat-containing protein 58-like. The record is from RefSeq and is a predicted model, not a curated record. The transcript has 5 exons. NCBI's taxonomy places the organism in Eukaryota, Metazoa, Arthropoda, Arachnida, Scorpiones, Buthidae. The coding region runs from base 27 to 1133 and encodes 368 amino acids. Gene Ontology annotation, molecular function: protein binding.